AUGCAGCGAAUGAGGGCGGGUGCGGUGCGGGCGCUCGGGUCGCUUGCAGGAAGAAGUACCGCUCAGAGCAUGCAAACUAAGACCAUCUCCUCGACAUCCCUCCGUCAGAGGUACUUCUCCUCCUUCUCAUCGCCCAUGAGCCGCUUGUCAACGUUCGGUGCUGUGAAUUCAAUGGCUCCAAGAGGUUUGAUGGCUGUUCCUACCCUAUGGACCUCGCCCAUGCCGAUGGCGGGUACAAAGUUGGGGCUGGUGGCAUGGGAGCAGACGAGAGGAAUGAGACAUAGGCAGAAGAAGAAUAAAUUGAACCGUCCAUAUGACAGGAGGAUGGCCAUGUUGAGAAAUAUGGCAACUGAUCUCAUCAUGUAUGAAAGGAUCAAGACGACUGUGGCACGAGCUAAAGCGCUUCGGCGAGUGGCGGAUCGGAUGGUGACGCUCGCGAAGCAGGGAACGUUAAUGGCCCGUCGACAGCUUGGAGGAUUUCUGAGGACAGGAGAAAGCAUCUCAAAGCUCUUCUUGGACUUGGUCCCGCGGUAUGCGCAGAGGCAUGGCGGUUACACACGCAUAGUGCGAUGCAUCGCUCCUCGUAAGGGAGACAACGCGGACAUGGCAUGGAUUGAGUACAUAGACCGCGAAGGAGAGCUCCGUCCUUGCAAGCCUGCUGCUACAAGGCUUCCCUACUCCAAGAUGAUCAAGGUUGCUGAGACGGCUAAUGAUCAGCACCUGGUGGAUUACUACAAGAAACUGCAAGAGCAAGUGGAUCUGGAAGGGAAGAAAAUUGUCGUCAAGGACUUAAGAUUGAUCAAGGAGAGACGCAAACAAAGAGCUGAGGAGAAAAAGAAUCAAGUCGAGGCCGUACCUAGUCAGGGUUGA
Guillardia theta CCMP2712 is the source of this 870-nucleotide messenger RNA. RefSeq lists its product as hypothetical. The coding region runs from base 1 to 870 and encodes 289 amino acids. Gene Ontology annotation, biological process: translation. Lineage: Eukaryota; Cryptophyceae; Pyrenomonadales; Geminigeraceae. The record is from RefSeq and is a predicted model, not a curated record. The transcript is spliced from 4 exons. Gene Ontology annotation, cellular component: ribosome; large ribosomal subunit. Gene Ontology annotation, molecular function: structural constituent of ribosome.